AUGGUCACGGCGUUCUCCCCAUUGUCAGCGCUUGGCGCUCUGGUACUGACUUCAAUCGCGUACAAAGCUUGUUCCCUCGUCUGGCUCUACACCCGACCGUCCAAUCUUCACAGAUAUCUUCAUACCACCUCCGGUAAGCCGGCAUGGGCUUUGGUCACCGGCGCUACAGCAGGCAUUGGGAAGGCGCUUGCAGACGAGCUGGCAGCUGCCGGCUUCAACGUCGUGCUGCAUGGGCGCAACACAGUGAAGCUGGAUCACGUGAAGGCCGAGCUUGAGAAAUCGCACCCGGCGCAUGAGUUCCGCACGCUGGUUGUUGAUGCGGCCACAAGCAGCGAGGAUCCCGAGAAGUGGCUUGACAAGGUGGUGCAGCUGGUCGACGACCUCAACCUUACGGUCCUCGUGAAUAAUGCCGGAGGCGGAGCGCAGCCGGUGCUUAGCAGACUGGAAGAGUACAGCCCGGCGAGGAUCCUGGGUAACGUGAAUCUAAACGCUGUUUUCCCUACGCUCCUCACCUCGGCCCUGAUCCCGGUGCUGCUGCGCAAUGCACCAGGUUUGAUCAUCAACAUCGGUUCGUUCUCGGACAAUGGCUUGCCGUUGGUCUCGUUCUACGGCGGGGCGAAGACAUUCACCCAGACCCUAAUGCUCUCCGUCAACCGGGAAAUGACGUUGGAGAAUCGAGAUGUGGAAGUGAUCGCACAUCGCGUUAGCCGCGUCACCGAAACGGAUCAUCUAAAGAUUAAGCCUACUUUAUUCAUCCCAACAGCGCGGACCGCUGCCAAGGCGAUAUUGGCGAGGACCGGUUGUGGAAAGAAAUCGGUAAUCUCGUAUUGGGGGCACAGCAUAACACAACUUGGGGUGAACAUCAUCCCUGACUGGCUUGCGGAUCGAUUUCUCAUUAAUGUGAUGAGGAACCUUAGGAAUGAACAGGACGCGACCAAGACAGAGUAG
Molecule: messenger RNA, 948 nt
Organism: Neoarthrinium moseri
Lineage: Eukaryota; Fungi; Ascomycota; Sordariomycetes; Amphisphaeriales; Apiosporaceae
Exons: 1
Coding region: 1-948 (315 amino acids)
Cellular component (GO): endoplasmic reticulum
Molecular function (GO): oxidoreductase activity
Source: RefSeq, a predicted model, not a curated record